Messenger RNA from Liolophura sinensis, 2807 nucleotides. Its product is annotated as pyridoxal-dependent decarboxylase domain-containing protein 1-like. Bases 1 to 2751 code for a protein of 916 amino acids. The record is from RefSeq and is a predicted model, not a curated record. Gene Ontology annotation, molecular function: carbon-carbon lyase activity; pyridoxal phosphate binding. Gene Ontology annotation, cellular component: intracellular membrane-bounded organelle. Gene Ontology annotation, biological process: carboxylic acid metabolic process. Lineage: Eukaryota; Metazoa; Mollusca; Polyplacophora; Chitonida; Chitonidae. The transcript is spliced from 24 exons.
AUGGCCACUGUUGACAAGUCUGCGAAUGACAAGUCUGAAUCUGACACUGACUUGAAACCGAUCAGUGCACAGGAGAAAGAGACUGGCAAAAUGGAGCACAAAGACGUGAGUUCGAAGGAACAGUCAAAUACCGCAACUGCCGCUGUCAAAAACCAGUCGAUUGAGACAACCAAGAAAGUUGGGCAACCGACGGUGUACAAGCAUUUCUUGGAUCCCAUGUUUGAUGAGCUUCAGAAGCAUGCUGAUCAGAAUAAUGCAAUAUUGGACAGAAUCAACCAAAAAAUGGAGGAGGAAAGAAAUGAGCGAAUUAAAGCACGGAAUCAGGAGCACAUCCCAGAGCCAUUAAAGGGGAGUGGCCAGACAUUGGAGGAUGUUGAAAAUUCUUUACAGGAAAUGAUUGCAUACGAAAAUUUUGAUGAAACAGAUUCAGACAAAAGAGUAUUGACCAGACUACAGCGGUUAGAUGACAUUGGUAAGGCAGCCAUCAUGUCACAUGACUUGGCUGCUUACAUUUCCACAUUAGACACCCCUCAUCUGAAAAGAUUUUGCUCCAAAAUAAUUGCUGACUGUGAGCUGUGGAUGACCAGGCUAUUCAGGUUUGGUGAGGGUUCCGUGAGUUAUCAUGAGGAUGAGAGGGAUGGAGUGGUGAGGAUGUGUAAACUUGCUCUCCACCAGAAGUACCCUAAGUACGCCACAGAGGGGUUUGAGGCGCUCUACUCCCGCCCACCUGUCAUCUACAUCAGUGCUGCCUCAAAGAGUGGAUUGGGGCACUAUAUAUGUUCUCAGCUGGGCCUGCCCUUGUCUUGUCUCUGCACUGUGCCAUGUAACACCAUGUUUGGCGCCACACAAAAAAUGGAUGUUGCUGUGCUGGAGAAACUUAUCCAAGAUGACAUUGCAGCUGCAAAGACCCCUGUGCUUCUUGUAGCCUAUGCAGGAACCCCACAGCUUGGGCAUGUGGAUAACUUUGAGAGACUUCAAGCCAUCUGUAAGAAGAACAAUCUUUGGUUACAUGUGGAAGGCGACCAUUUGGCCACCCUGAUGAUGUUUUCCGUGCCGACGUCUGUGAGCCCAGCCAAGUCAGGGGACAGUAUGACUGUGAGGCUGGGUAGCUGGCUGGGUAUUCCUGGUCUGCCUAAUGCUACAUUGUACAAAAAGUGUGACCCAGCUCUCUCUCAUGCUAUAGGUCUGAACACAUUCAACCCUCAGCUCAAGCUGAAUUCUCUCCCGUUGUGGGUGUGUCUACAGACCCUGGGUCAUGAUGGGAUUCUGGAGAGGGUGAAGUCUGCAUGCAAACUGGCAGAAGAUAUGUUUGAAAAAAUUAAGGACAUCCAGACAAUAAAAUAUGUGACAAAAGAACCAGAGAAGAAAAACAAGGAGGAUGAAGAAUUCUCAGUUCGAGGGUUAAUCACAAAAGCCAUUAACUUCAUUCUUGUCUUUGAAAUUGUGUCUCCAACAAUAGUGUUCAAAUAUGUGAAACCAGAGGAAGAGAAACCAGGAGAGAGUGUGGCUGCCUAUGCAUUGACAGAUGAAGAUAAGGUUGCAGAAGACCGGACCAAAUUGUAUUAUGAUGCGCUUAAUACAUGGCUGGUAGAUGUGCUACAGUCUGAAAAUCCUAAUGUCAAAAUAGAUCCUGUAGACAUCGACCGUGAGGGAGUCUGUAUAAGAUUUGCAGCAUUAGAGUCCGCCAGAACCUUAGGAACAACAAAUGAAGACAUUGAGAAAUUUGUAGAGUGUCUGAAAACACAGAUGUCUAUCCUGGAUGCCACAGUGCAGCAGAGAGAGACCUUCCAGAAGAUAGUUGAAGCUCAGGACAAUCUGACACUUGUGCACAUAGCUAACUGGGCCGGGUUGGGAGCAGUGCAGUACAUUCCUGAGAUGUGGGUAGGGACAGCAGCUGAGCUGACAGAGGCCUGUAAGAAGGAUAUUAACAGUGUCAACUGUGAGAUUGUCCACAAGCUCAAGGCAAACGACACAGCAUUUUCCCUUGGAGAGACAGAUGAAGGUUUGUACUGUGUCAGGUUUGGGCUGGUAACAGCAGACACAGAUGUGCAAGAGUUACUGUCCUUAGUUUACUCAGUUGGCAAGGAAGUUGAAGAUAACUCUAAGUACCUGGAGCACAUGUCUGAGGUGAUUAGGAAGAGUAUAGAGGAGACAAAUAAGGAGUUGAAGAAGGAGACCGAAGACAGACUUUUGCAAGAGGGUGUGUUAAGACAGGUGCCUCUAGUAGGCUCCCUCCUCAACUGGUGGUCCCCUCCUCCCAAGGAUGUUGUCAAGGGACGCACCUUCAACAUGCAGUCAGGAAAGAUUGAGAGUACAGAACCGAUCUACAAGUACCAUAUGCAAUUCCAAGAACAAAGCAGCCCAGGUGAGAAGUCACCAAAUCCUGAACUGGAGAGAAUGAAACGUCCAUCAGGCGGCAGUGUGACAUCCGAGACCAGCGCCAAUGUAUCAGGGCUCCCAACUCCCACAGCCUCCUCUGUCAGCCCAACAGCCCCGCCACAAGCACUUAUCCCUCCAGAUGUAGUACCCCAGUCUGCUGAAGUUACAGGGGAGGGCACUGGGUCUGGGACUUCACCAUUGCCUCAGUUACCUGCCCCUACCACAUCCAGCCAUCAAAAUACACAGACCAGUCCUGAACAAACAGCCCAAAGGUUGGCAAAAGAUGUUAGGCCUGCAGAUGAUGGUGUGGAAAUGGCCAAAGAAGUUUCCACAGAAGAGCAAGAAAACAAAGAAGUGUUGGACCUAAAAUGAAAAAUCCUGGCAUGGAUUAAGGAUCCACAACUUUAAGGAUUUAUGUAUGAGGGUGA